AUGGCGACCAAAAGAACGAAGGCACAAGUAAGCAGCACCCCCUCCUCUCACCCCUUACCCUCCAAAACGUCCCUGAGGAGAUUCUUCACGGAGAAACAGGAGACGGACAUGCGGUCCAAAAUGGCCGCGGCAGAGAAAUCACCCGCGAGCAGCGCUCCAGCCAGCCCUGCUCCUUCAGAAAGCUCCACAGAGGGGACAGAUAUCAAAUCUAUCCUGACCCAGCUGCCCUCUAAAUUGGACCUAGAAGCCAUGUUUUCCAAAAUGGAAAGAAGUUUUGGGGACAAGCUGCAAUCUUUACAUGAGGAGGUAAGCCACAUUGGCAAUAGAGUACAACUAUUGGAGGAGGGGGGAGAAACUAUAGCCCUGCAAAUACAUAAUAUGCAAACCCUCCAGCAAACCCAGAAUGAAGCCUUAAUAUUCCUGCAAAGGAAAAUAGAGGACCUGGACAAUAGGGGAAGGCGCAAUAACCUUAGAAUAAGAGGCAUCCCUGAAGCCCCUGAGGGGACAAAUGAAAACAUAACACAAACCCUCACAAAUCUCUUUAAUCAGCACCUGGGCAGACCGGUGGACACCCCCAUUAAGCUGGACCGCGCUCACAGAGCAAUCCGGCCGAAAGUACUGGCGAAUGAGACACCAAGGGACAUCAUUUGCAGAAUUCACCAUUUUCCCAUUAAAGAGAUGAUUCUUCAAAAGGCCAAGCAAAUCAGAGAUAUUACUUUCUCUGACCGCAAAGUGCAGAUAUUCCAGGAUUUGGCGCAAUCCACGCUGAUAGCAAGAAGAGCGCUGCGCCCGAUAACAAAAGCACUCUCGGACCGCAACAUACGUUUCCACUGGGCAUACCCUUUUUCCCUAGUGGUGAACCGCCCAAGGGAAGACGCACUCGAUAUCAACUCCGGCGGAUGUCUUGACGUUCCAACAAGCUCUGGGCAUACCUACCGAUGUGGUGGAAGACUGGACUGGCCUAUACAUGGAACAGGACAGGCAAUUGUCCUAGAAGGCCAAAUGGCAGCGCAGCCCCAGGAAACGAGGGAGGCGGGUUCCCUCAGGAAACGAACUGCCCACGACACCAAAAGGAAAUGCCACGAGACCGACCUAAUAGACUUGCUAUAUCCUUUUACUCUGCUAAAAAUGCCUAAGACACAGAGGCGUCUGCCUCAAUCAACACCUAGUUAA
This is a messenger RNA of Pelobates cultripes (western spadefoot toad), 1173 nucleotides long. The record is from the annotation of a GenBank genome assembly. Lineage: Eukaryota; Metazoa; Chordata; Amphibia; Anura; Pelobatidae.